Molecule: messenger RNA, 1210 nt
Organism: Perca fluviatilis (European perch)
Lineage: Eukaryota; Metazoa; Chordata; Actinopteri; Perciformes; Percidae
Gene: epoa
Product: erythropoietin a
Exons: 5
Coding region: 251-802 (183 amino acids)
Biological process (GO): nucleate erythrocyte development
Cellular component (GO): extracellular region
Molecular function (GO): erythropoietin receptor binding; hormone activity; cytokine activity
Source: RefSeq, a predicted model, not a curated record
CCUUAGGGGAGGUAAAUAAAAGGUUUUGCCAAAGCACAGCAGUGAUGCAAAGUCUGGUAGGUGACUGCUCUCACCAGCAGCACACGUUUGUGACACGGACCUACAUGCCGGUCGGACUAGCGCUGGGAGCCGCGCACUGGGUUGUGUGUUGGACUUAUUGGAUUUGACCGGUGCCUUUAACUUGAGCCGAAGAGCUUGUGCAUAUAUUUAAACACACAAUGGUUUUAAAAGAUGUGGCACCUGUUUGCGAAUGUUGCAGAAAACGGGACUGCUUGCCUUGCUGUUGAUGGUGUUGGAGUGGACCCGGCCAGGCCUACCGUCCCCACUGAGGCCCAUCUGUGACCUGAGGGUCCUGAACCAUUUCAUCAAGGAAGCACGAGACGCAGAAGACGCUAUGAAAUCCUGUAGAGAAGGAUGCAGCCUGUCAGAAUCAGUUACUGUGCCCCAAACCACAGUCGACUUUGAAAUCUGGGAGAAUAAAAAUGGAUCGGAGCAAGCCCAGGAGGUGCAGUCUGGGUUAUAUCUCUUACAACAGGCCCUCAGCUUGCUACGGGCCUCAGUCACCAACACAGCACUGCACAGCCACAUAGAUAACUCCCUCAGAAACCUGCUCAGCAUCAAUGCUGUGCUGCGUAGCCUCAACAUCCAGGAAUAUACCCCACCAGCAAGUGUAGCAGAGCUGGAGGGAACAUGGCGGGUGUCCACGGCAACAGAUUUGCUUCAAGUCCAUGUCAACUUUCUGCGAGGCAAAGUGCAGCUCCUUCUUUUGGAUGCAAAGGCUUGUCAGCAAGACGUCAGCUGAUCACCCUACUCUAGACAAAGCUGAUUUGUGUUUCCGAAGGCAAGAGAAGGGACACUGUUGACCUGCACGCUGGCUGCUGGAAGCAGUGCGGACAGAGAGAAAAAUGCAGCUGUCCUCACAUACAGGGAGGAAGCUGGAAGGAGAGGACGGUCCCAGCUAAGCUUUGGAUGGACAGGAGAUGAUUGCACCUCGGGAUGCCAAUGUGAAACAUGGACAAUUGCAAAGCACACACUGACCAAGAUGAGGCCUGUGUGAAGCACUGCUCCAAAAGCUGUUCUUCUGGCACUCUCUUGCACUUCUGUGUGUCUGUACUUGUGUGUGUGUGUAUGUGUGUAUAUGUGUGAGAGAGUUAAGACUGCAAGUUUAAAUCUAUACAUAGUGACAGUCACCUCUUUAGAGUGAAACACA